This is a messenger RNA of Zootoca vivipara (common lizard), 1690 nucleotides long. RefSeq lists its product as uncharacterized. The record is from RefSeq and is a predicted model, not a curated record. Lineage: Eukaryota; Metazoa; Chordata; Lepidosauria; Squamata; Lacertidae.
GAAGUGGGGAUAUUGAGAGGAAAGAUCAACAGGAUUUUUUUAAAUGCCCCCCCCAGGAUCUUUUUGGGGGAGACCGCACAAUAAGUUGUUGAGCUUUCUUUGGGAGAUCGUGCAAUGAGUUGCUUUUAAUAUGUAAAAAACAAACAAGCAUACAAACCCGGGGCCCGGGCUUUUGCAAGGGACCUCAGUUUGUUAAGUAUUUCUAUUGCUUUCUAACACUUUUUUUAGGACUCGGAGAAUGAGUCUCCCCGGGGGAAACGCAUCUGAUCAUGUGCAGAGUGCCUUCUGCUGGUAGCAGUGAUUACAACACAUGUCUGAGAUCAAUGAAUAAGGUUUCCCUAGAGCAGAAGAUUUCAACCUUUUUGAGUCCAUGGCUCCCUUGACCAACUGCAUUCUUUCUGCGGCACCCCCGUGGGGCUCAGGAGCCCAGUUAUGUCACCCUUUCCUGCAGAACUGGCAGCCCCUUGCCCUUUCUUGUGGAGCGUUCUGUCAGCCUCCUCUCCGCUCUCAUUGAGAGGUGCCUCCUCACACUGCCCUACAGGGGCCAGGGACUUGUCUGUCCAUUCCAGAGAGCAAGGGCUGGUGGACUAGUUGGCUGGGCUCCCUCACCCGCUUGCUUGCUUGUUUGCUUACUUCAAGGCUACCUCAGCUACUGGCAACCAGCAACACCUGACCAGCCAGAGCUUGUAGCCAGUGUUGCUGUAACAAACAGCUGUGCAAGUCUUUGGGAGGCUGAAAUGGCAGAGGGCAUCAGAGGAAGGAGGGACAGAGAUGAUGAAGUUUUUGCAGCUUUUCGGGCGAUUGCGAUCAGUCAUCAUUGGGAUGGUCCAUGUGAAAGCGCUGCCAGGAACCCCAAGGAAUACCUUGCCAUUGCCUCAGAUCAUUGAAGAAGCCUGUCAGGAAGCUGAGAUUUACAGGGCUGCAGGAGUUGAUGGUUUGAUUGUAGAAAAUAUGCAUGAUCGGCCGUACACAGUUGGUGUUGGUGCAGAAAUCACUGCAGCCAUGGCAGUCAUUUGUGCCACUGUGAAACAGACGUGCCCCCGUCUCCCAGUGGGUGUUCAGAUCCUAAGUGCUGCAAACCAAGAGGCUGUAGCCAUCGCUCUUGCUGCUGGUCUUGACUUCAUUCGAGCGGAAGGCUUUGUUUUUUCUCACGUGGCAGAUGAAGGGAUUCUGAAUGCCUGUGCUGGCAACUUGCUAAGAUACCGGAAGCAAAUUGGAGCAGAACACAUUCAGUUUUUUGCUGACGUUAAAAAGAAACACAGUUCUCACGCUCUGACAGCUGACGUCAGUGUAGCAGAGACGGCUAUGGCUGCUGAAUUCUUUCUGGCUGACGGGGUCAUAUUGACUGGAGCUGCCACUGGAUUGGAGGCAGAUCCCAAAGAACUGGAAGAAGUUGGAUGUGCUGUGAAGAUUCCAGUGCUGGUUGGAUCUGGAGUGACUCUGGAAAACUUGAAGAACUACUUGGGUGCAAAUGCCUUGAUCGUUGGUUCCUAUUUCAAGAAAGAAAGCUAUUGGGCAAAUAACAUUGACCCGGAUCGUGUGAAGCGGUUUAUGGAUUACGCUGCUGAACUGAGAGUGUGACAUUGUUGGAUCCUACAGUAAUCAUACACAGCCCUUAAGCCGCAGUGCGUCCCAGCACCUUAUCUUGUAACUUGAAGCCUUUGGUUUGGGUCCUACCCUCUGGAGCAGG